AUGGAACAAAUACUUAUUAAGAAUUUACUAACUACAUCGACAUUUUCUAAAACUGUUUUACGACAGAAAAAUACAGUUCUAUGUAAAUGUAAAAUUUGUGGAGCAUCUGCAAGAUAUUCUUAUUAUGGUGCUGUUGUAUGUCAUUCAUGUAAAAUGUUUUUUAAACGUAACGCAGAAAAUCGAAAGUUAGUAUUAAAAUGUUCGUUUGGUAAUGAGUGUGAUAUUGAUAUAAAUAAUCGUCAUAUAUGUGCUUCAUGUCGACUUCGAAAAUGUUUCAUGAAUGGAAUGCGUAUUGAAAUGAUUCGAUCAUGUCGAUACACGAAGAGUCAAAAAGAUGAAAAAGGAAAGUCGAUUUUUAAUUCAAUACCAUUAACGUCAACAACAUCAGUGGUUCCAACAUUAAAUCUCUUAAAAUUCGAUCAAGCAACAUUAAGUAUGGAUCAAUGGAAUCUUUUAUCAAAUUUAGUUCAUCGUUUCGAUGAAAAUAGUGGAUAUGCAUUUGUCGAACAUUUUCUGGAAGAACAAAAACGAUUACCUCUCAAAUUACGAUUUAAACAAUCAUCAGUUCAGCACUUUUUUAUAUCACUGUUGAGUAAAGUUCAACUUGUAUUCGAGAAAAAUCGUGAUUGUCUCUUAUUAUCUCAACAUGAUCGUACGAUUUUACUUGAAAGUACAGUAGAAUAUACAGCAACUAUUGGUGGAAUGUUUCUUUUAUGUCAAGCAAGAUUAUUAGAUAAUUUGUCUUUCGUAAAGUCUGCCGAGAUGAUAUUUCCACCAUCUGCGAUGAUUUUUAUUAAACGUGCUAUUGAUCAAUUUGAUUCUGACGUUACAUUUAUUAAAUUAAUACUUGCAAUUCUUGCUUUCUCUACAAUUAACUAUACUGUAUACAGAAAAAAUAUUCUGAUUAAUCUAACAAAUGUCACAGCGAUUUUACCUAUUCAAGAUUUAUAUACAGAUUUAGCAUGGCGAUAUCUUUUACAUAAAUAUGAUCAUCAUCAAGCUGUGAUACGUUUUUCAAAUCUUCUACGAUGUCUUUUUUCUGUAAACGAAGCUAUUGCUGAAGCACAUGAAUCACAACAAUUUAUGGAUAUAAUUGAUUUUGUUUUAAAAGAAACUAAUACGAAGAUCUUAAAUAGUUAA
This is a messenger RNA of Rotaria sp. Silwood1, 1140 nucleotides long. Lineage: Eukaryota; Metazoa; Rotifera; Eurotatoria; Philodinida; Philodinidae. The record is from the annotation of a GenBank genome assembly.